AUGAUUACAGAUGAAAGUAGCGAGAAUUCUGACCCAAAUAGUAAUGAAGAUCGCGCAUCUGUAAUAUUCGGGCCUAUUGAACUAAAGUUGAGUGCUGGCUUUGGAAAUAUACCACCUUUGAAUUCAUUAGAUGUUGAUGAACGGAAAGCAUUCAAAAUAGUUCAUUCCAUGUUUAGUACAGAAAGUAUAUCAGUGGUUCCAUUCACUAAACUUUUUGAAUUUUUACUAAAGCAAAAUAUAGUUGAUAGAAUGUGGCUGACAUACUUUAAAGUACUUUGUAUUUUUUUAGAUAAAGAGAUAUUAAAAGCUUUUGUCUAUGCUAAGAAGAAACAUAAUGGCACUACACAUACUGGAUUGCUAUUACCAAUAAUAAAAAGUUGUAGUUUAAUAGAGAAACCGUGCUUAGAUCACUAUUACAAAAGAGAGCGCUGCUGCAGGAAAAGGCAUCAUGAAAUUAUUAGUGAUAAGACGCAAACUGAAGACUAUAAUUGUAAGAAGAUAAGGUUUUGUAGUAGUGCAGAUGAUGUAAAGCCGGAGAGUAUACCUAAGACUUUGUUUUUCACAUACUUUACUCAAAAGCUUAAAAAGGUUCAAGCACUUCACAGCGAGUGGCAGAAAGAAAAUAGCAACAAUAGUCAACUUUAUGGGAAUAAUGAACUUGAGAAGGAGUUUUAUGAACUAAUUGGGCUUAGAUAUACAUAUUGCACUAAACAGGAUGUUGAGAAAGCAACCGAAUCAAUAAAGCAUAUUUUCUGUGAUUUUGAUAUAUUUAAUGGAAAUGCCCCUCAAAUUAUUAAUGAACUAGAAGAGUGGUGCAAAAAUCGUCUAGAUUACAGGAUAAUACUUUCAAAGAUCAUUGUAAAUAGUGGAGUCAAUGAUGGGCUUAAAAGUAUUCUUAAAAUAUCACUAGAUGCAGCUGAUUAUGAAGUCCAAGCUAAAUGCAAUUCUUGGCUUGAUUUCAUUUCAUAUGCAAAUACUCUUACAGACUACCAUUGUAGCAGUAAUGAAACCCAAUUAAUUUAUACUGCUUGUAAAAGACUCUCUUCAGCUAAGUUAGAUUGGAUAAACAUUAAGAAUGAAGAACGAAAGAAACAAGAAGAUGAAGAGAGGAGUAAGCAAUUAAAAGAGGAGAGAUAUAAUGAGUUGAUGAAAAAAAGAAUCCAGCUACAGUAUGACACCAUUUCUUUUAUCUUAAAUAUGCACUCUAAACAGUCUACUGAAAAUUACAAUCCAUUUUGGAUUUUAGGUGUAGAUCCUAGGACAACGACAUUAAGUGGUAUAAAAAAUAUACGAAAACAACUACUACUACUAGUUCACCCAGAUAAGGUGUUAGACAGUAACUUGAAGGAUUUAGCAAAUGAAGCCUCCAUAUUAGUUAAAUCUGCUGUAGACUCAAUUCUUAAUAUGUUUAGCAACAAUUAUCUAGAAGUUUCUGCAAAGUACUCAAAAGGCCCAAACUCACCAUUUUCAUUUGGAGCUAAAAUAAAUAGGGAUGAUAUUAAGGAAAAUUCUUUUGAUUUAUUUUUUAAAGUGAUUGACAUAUACUGUAUUACUCUCAAUGGGGAAAUUUCCUUACCACUUAAUCUUGAAGUUAAAAUAUACUUGAAGGAUGGAGUGACCAAAAUACCUGAAAUAAGGCUUUACAUAGCAUUUCCAUUUAUUGGUAAGUGUAAAUCAAUCCGACCAUUGCUACUCAAAGAUCGUAUAUUUCGUUCUUUAAAUGUUUAUUUCGAUGAAAACGACACUAAGGACUCAGUAAAGGGGAUAUUAUACAAAGAUUACAUCCAUUGUAUUGUUCCCGAUGUAAUUUUGAUAGGUUACCCUGGAAUUACGGAGUUAACUUAUUUUGUCGGUAUUCAGAUUCACAAUGACAACACAGAUAUUUUCUGGAAUUCUGUUAGUUUUAAAGUUCCUCCGAAAACUGAAUUUUCUAAGGGGUUUUCAAAGCAAAAAUUGAGGACUCAUUUGGAAUCUUAUCGCAGAACAUGGGGUAGUAUGAACAAGCAUAUACAAAUUAUGUAUGGGGCUGAUGUAUUGUGUCAUCUUGUUCACAAUACGCAGAAAAAAGCUGAUCUUCUUGAGAUAUUAUUCAAUGUUAUGGAGAAUUCUUAUAAGUAUAACUUCGAAGAAAAUAAGUGA
Messenger RNA from Cryptosporidium muris RN66, 2139 nucleotides. Its product is annotated as DnaJ domain-containing protein. The record is from RefSeq and is a predicted model, not a curated record. Lineage: Eukaryota; Apicomplexa; Conoidasida; Eucoccidiorida; Cryptosporidiidae. The coding region runs from base 1 to 2139 and encodes 712 amino acids. The transcript has a single exon.